UUUACACACACAGACGGACACUGCGCUGCGGGAGCCUCUUUCUAUUUGUUUUCGUUGAGAGCUCAAGACCGAUCCUAAACAUGACUGCGGAGGUUCUCUCGCAGCCAAACGGCGUCGUCGCGAACGGCGACCUGAAUCCAGUCUCUAACAACGCGACCGCCGCCAAGAAUUCGAAGGAGAGCGAACGACGUCGGCGCAGGAGAAAGCAGAAGAAGAACAACAAAGCCUCUCAGGCGCCGGAGGCCAGCGCCGGCGACGAGAGCGACGAGGGUGAUGCCAAGGAGAGCAAAGUCCCUCAACAGAUUGUUGAGAAAGUUGAAAUUGAAUAUGUUCCAGAGAAAGCAGCGUUAAAUGAUGGCAUGGAUGAGGAAUUCAGAAAAAUUUUCGAAAAAUUCACUUUCCAGGACUCUGCAGGUGCUGAGGAGGAUAAGAAGGAUGAGUUGCAAGAUGGAGCCCCGCAAAAGAAGGCCGACUCAGAUGCGGAUGAGGACGAGCAGGAUAAUCAACAAAAAGAGAGAGGAGGCAUUUCAAACAAAAAGAAAAAGCUUCAACGGCGAAUGAAGAUUGCAGAAUUGAAACAGAUCUGUGCUAGGCCCGAUGUUGUUGAGGUGUGGGAUGCAACUGCAGCUGAUCCUAAGCUGCUGGUGUUUUUGAAAUCAUAUCGUAAUACUGUACCUGUGCCAAGGCAUUGGUGUCAGAAAAGGAAAUUUCUGCAGGGUAAACGUGGUAUCGAGAAACAACCAUUUCAGCUCCCUGAUUUCAUUGCUGCAACGGGAAUUGAGAAAAUUAGACAGGCGUACAUUGAAAAAGAAGAUAGUAAGAAAUUGAAGCAAAAACAACGAGAACGUAUGCAGCCAAAGAUGGGGAAAAUGGAUAUUGAUUAUCAGGUUCUCCAUGACGCGUUUUUCAAGUACCAGACUAAGCCAAAGUUAACAACUCUUGGUGAUCUGUACCACGAAGGGAAGGAGUUUGAGGUGAAACUGAGGGAGAUGAAGCCAGGCAUGCUUUCACAUGAACUAAAAGAAGCUCUUGGUAUGCCAGAUGGUGCUCCUCCCCCAUGGCUCAUCAAUAUGCAGAGAUAUGGUCCUCCACCAUCAUAUCCACAUCUGAAAAUCCCCGGGCUGAAUGCGCCUAUCCCCCCUGGAGCUAGCUUUGGUUACCAUGCUGGUGGCUGGGGAAAGCCUCCUGUUGAUGAAUAUGGGCAACCGUUGUAUGGAGAUGUUUUUGGUGUUCAGCAACAAGAUCAGCCUAAUUAUGAGGAAGAGCCUGUUGAUAAGACAAAGCAUUGGGGUGAUUUGGAGGAGGAGGAAGAGGAGGAAGAAGAAGAGGAAGAGGAAGAACAACUUGAGGAAGAAGAUUUACAGGAUGGUAUUGAAUCUGUAGAUAGCCUUUCAAGUACUCCCACUGGUGUUGAGACACCUGAUGUCAUUGACCUCCGUAAGCAGCAGAGAAAGGAACCUGAAAGGCCUCUAUACCAAGUACUUGAAGAAAAAGAAGAAAAAAUUGCUCCAGGGACACUGCUUGGAACAACACACACGUAUGUCGUUGGUAGUGGCACCCAAGACAAAGCAGGGGCCAAAAGGGUUGAUCUGCUUAGAGGUCAGAAAGCAGAUAAAGUGGAUGUCACUUUACAACCUGAAGAAUUGGAACUUAUGGAGAAUGUUUUGCCUGCAAAGUAUGAAGAAGCAAGGGAGGAGGAGAAGCUGCGAAGUCAGCGGGAAGAUUUCAGUGACAUGGUUGCGGAGAAUGAGAAGAAGAGGAAACGCAAGAUGCAGGAAAAGGAAGGGAAAAACAAGAAGAAGGAUUUCAAGUUCUAGGAGGAGAGAGCCGAGCUCAUCAAGUUUUGCUGGAAGCCACCCUGAUGUUGAGAUAUUUUACAAGAUUUUGGUGCCAGUGUGUGUUGAGACUUAGUUGUACUUCUGUGAUUGUAUUUAGAUAUGAUAUAUCUUCACCCCAGUUCACUGUAUGAACUGCAUAAUAUAUAAUUAACCGCCUUUUGUUCCCCUUUGGCCUUGUCUUAAUUUAUAUAUUCAUGAGUAGUAUCAAGGACACCUUUUGUUCUUUUA
This is a messenger RNA of Prunus persica (peach), 2066 nucleotides long. RefSeq names its product splicing factor 3B subunit 2. Bases 81 to 1817 code for a protein of 578 amino acids. The record is from RefSeq and is a predicted model, not a curated record. Gene Ontology annotation, biological process: mRNA splicing, via spliceosome. Gene Ontology annotation, cellular component: precatalytic spliceosome; U2-type spliceosomal complex; U2 snRNP. Lineage: Eukaryota; Viridiplantae; Streptophyta; Magnoliopsida; Rosales; Rosaceae. The transcript has 18 exons.